UAAAAAAGAAAAGGCGAGCGCUGUGGUGGUAAACGCGACUCUAUCCUGCUUUUCCUUGCCAAAGCCUGGCCCAAACCAAACGUACCUGCCUCCGUCCUUUCACUAUAAGCCAAGCCAAAGACACCUGGCCUCUCACUAGGCACAAACCAUGGCGAUGGCCGGACCGUCCACCACUCUCCCUCCGCCGUCGCCGGAGAAGGCGGUCGAUGUCCUCCCCGUGGACAGCCUCCUCAACAUUCUCCGUCGCCUCUCCCUCGCCGACCUUCUCCGUGCCGCCCUCGCCUGCCACCGCUGGCGCCGCCUCGCCGCACGCUGCCUCCCCCGCACCGCCCCUCUCCUCGGCCACUUCUUCCACACCACAGCCACCGGUUUGCCGCCGCUCCUGCACACGGCAUCCAAGGACACCGUCAUCGACGCCCCCGCGGUCUUCGCUCCCCUCGACGCCUCCGCACCGAACCUCUCCCUCGACUUCGCUCCGGAGGCCUCCCGCUUCGUGCUCCACGACUGCCACCAAGGCCUCCUGCUUCUCGAACCGCUCGCGUCGCUUCCCAAGGGGAUCCUCCCACGCCUCCUCGUCAUCGACCCGGCCACCCGCCGCCGCGUGCUCCUCCCGCCGCCACCGCGCGACACGGUGCCCGACGACCACCGCUGGCGCAGCUGCAGGCACUACGUCGGCUCCGGGCUUCUCUCCCGCGCGCACCAGAGCAAGCUCUGCUUCGAGGUCGUCUGCAUCUCCAUCGACGGCGGGCACCCCCGCGCCUGGGUCGCGUCCGUCGACGACGGCCAGUGCCGCUGGCGCGCGCUCCCGCGGACCACGGAGGUGGAGGUCAGCUUCGACCCCUGGUGGUUCGAGUCGCGCUGCGUGCACGCCGCCGGGAAGCUCUACUGGCAUAUCUGCAACUCCGGCCGCGUGCUCUCGCUGGACCCUUCCACACUGCACUUCUCUUACCUGCUGGCGCCGAAGGAGAUGCCCAGCUUCGGCAAGUUCCGCGUCGGGGAGACGCCGGACGACGGGCGGCUGUGCAUCGCGACCGUGGAGGACCAGCUGCUGCGGGUCUGGGUGCGUGGGGAGACCAGGUGGAGCGACGAUGGGUGGUAUCUGGAGAGGGAGAUGAAUCUUACCAAGGUGUACGACUCGGUGCCGGGCCUGCCCAAGGACAAGUGCCUCAGGAUCUUCAGUGUUUGGCUCAGCGACAUGGACGCGGGGCGUACCGGCAAGUUGUUCAUCAGAACCAUGGGGUAUGGGCGCUACUCCUUACAUCUGGACACGGCCAAGAUCGAGCGCCUGCACACCAAACAUGGCAAGGAGUACGGCCACCCGAUGUGCGCCUACUUCCACGCGUGGCCGCCUGCCUUCCUCGCUCCAGAGAACUGACUUUCUGGUGAUUGGUAUAACCUUUCCUCUUCAUCGAUGUUGCCUGACCUUGUGCUUAAUUCCUCAGAUCAUUUCCUAUGUGGUGCCUUGAGUUGUUUGUUGCAUGUUCAUGUUCAUGCGUUGGUACUUGGUAGCACAUAUCUGCAUGAAUGUGGAGCAAUCAUUCCGAAAUACUGUUUUAGAAUUUGCAGUCACAAUUUCUGUUAAAUCCUCUAGGUUUGAGAUAUAUGCUAGUGGUAGAAGGCCUAAUUGCAUACCUGUACUUUCUUCCUCUACCUGGCUCAUAGUUUAUGGCUACAGUGUAGUACUAUACACAAAUCAUCCCUAUACCGGUCUAUCAUAUUUUGCAUUUCAAAGCAUUCACUAUUAUGGGGCCAAUUAUGGCGAUGGAGUUUGAUGACAUCUUUUUUUCAUUUUAGCCACUUAAUUAGCUUACAGGCUAUCUCUAGAAUUCCAAAAUGCUGGGUUGAUUGCUGUAUCAUUUUUUAAUGGUGUUACUAUAUAAUUUUGAAAAGAGCGGUGAUUAAUUUUUAAGUGAACUAAGGGUAAAGUCUGUUACAUAAAUUGAUUUUUUUUAAAUUUGAUAUGCUCUUUUUAAUGUUUGGAAUUGGACAUUUUAUCUUAUGUGUUAUUUGUGCCAAUAAAUAAAUAAAUCAUGGGUGUUAUGGGUGUUGUACCUAGAAACAAAUACCUGCUUCAUUUGUGACCUUGCACAUUUUGGAUUCAUGUGCAUGAAAUCUGCCAAUCGUUGAGAGUUAUACAACCCAUCAUGUUUUAUGGUUGCAACAUGAUUGUUACCUCGGGCUAUUUUUUAACAAUACUUGUGUUUGCAUUUCUAAAUUUCUCGUGAGAAUUGUGGGGCAAGAAAGCUGUAAUAUGAAAAAUCUAUGUGAUGCAUGCACCCUGAUUUUUUAAAUUAAUCAAAUAUUGUUAUUUGGUAUGCCUCUUAACAACUACAAAGAAAAAAAAAGACAUUUCUACUUAUUUUGCCAAGUGAUCGGCAGCCAAUAUCGAUUAGCUCAACUCUGUCUAAAAAAGGAGAGAGCUGGAAAUAAGUACUACUCCCUCGGUUCCCCUAUAUAGUGCGCCUUUGCUUAUGGCGUUUAUACCAAGACGUGUGCUGGCCCUUUUAUCUGGACUAGAAAUGCCCUUUGCUUUUGUCAAACUGUAACGCAUGUGGGUGCAUGCAACUUCGCUGCAGUGGCCCAGCAGAGGGAUAUCUUCGUCCAAAGGUGUUAAUGCGCACUACAUUCCGGAAUUUGAUCCAAAUUGUUAUGCGCACUAUAAUAUGGAACUGAGGGAGUAUAAGAGUGUGGUCAUCGUCUCAUUAGCGCUUAAAUAGUUUUUCAUGGAAGUACCUAAUAUAUUUGGAACUUUUGAUAGCUUGGAAGUUGGAAUCAUUGGAUGCUGUCAGCAGUAUUUUGCUUUACUUGUACACGGCUUAAUGUUCUGUAGCAGUCUACUUGUACAUAGACAUGGCUUAAUAUUCAUUCUACUGGUACAUGGUUUUUUCAGUUUAACAAACAGCCCAAUUGACACAAAUACUCUUCUCAUAGUACUUGGCAUUAAUUUUUUGUAAAGAAGUCUCAGCAUUUUUCAGUUCAUCUGAAAUCUUGCAAACUCUCAGAACACUAUUUCAGAAAAUCUUUUAUUGGAAAAGUUGAACACUCAUGCAUGUUUCAGUUUUGUUGCACCAUCUACAUAAGCUUAAAUUUCUUUUUUGCUUAUCGGUUUAGCUUUUAUCUGAUCUACCGCCUUCCAAUAUGUUCAUGGCAUGAUAAUGG
Messenger RNA from Triticum dicoccoides, 3159 nucleotides. RefSeq lists its product as uncharacterized. Gene Ontology annotation, molecular function: protein binding. The record is from RefSeq and is a predicted model, not a curated record. NCBI's taxonomy places the organism in Eukaryota, Viridiplantae, Streptophyta, Magnoliopsida, Poales, Poaceae. Bases 149 to 1375 code for a protein of 408 amino acids. The transcript has a single exon.